CAUGUCCUUCAUCCGAAACGCUAGUAUACCUCCCUGCGAUUGUAAUAUUAAUACUGAAUUGUUGGAAGGUAAUAUAUAUUUUCAUUUGGGCCACGGAAAAAAUGAAGAAGAUCUAAGUGAAAUAUUUGAGGAAAGAAAAGCAAGGCUAAUUCCAGUUUACUAUAAAAAGUAUGUUGGAGUUGACGGAAAAGGUUGUCCCAAAGCUCUUGAAGUUCUUUCUAAAAACGAAAAUGAGAGUGAUCAUGAACAAUUACUUAUACUAUAUCGAAAAAGGCCAUAUCAUACUUGUAAAUACUCCCUAUUUAUAAUUGCAAUUGUUCAAUGGGAAAACGAGUUUUCCUAUUACGACCAAAAAUUACUCUUUGGUAUGUUAUGUGCCAAUAUGUGCAAUAGUAAGCUUGAAAGGCCUAGAGCUUGUACUUGGAAUCGUUCAAGAACCUGCUCUUGCCAAGGAGUGUUUGAAAAAUUUAAAGGUAGAAGCUAUACCGUAGGCUGCUCUUAUUCACCAUAUCUAGAAGGUUGUGGGUUUGCUCAAGCCCAAAAUAGGGAUAUGAAAAAAUAUGGUAAUUUACCUAGAGAAGUUGCCCAACUUAUUAAUGAAUGUGCAAAAGAUGUCGCUGAGAUUCAAAAAGAUCUUGUUCCCAAAUGCUUCGCAAAUAUGGUUAAACUGAAUAAUAAUUGUCGAAUUGGCUUUGGAUCUGAAAGACCUUAUUCAACUGUAAACAUUAAUAUGGAUUAUUCUGCCCAUACUCAUCAGGAUUUUUGGAAUAUGGAUGAAGGUUGUUCGGUUAUCUAUACGUUAGUGCCAUUGAAACGUAAGCCAGAGCAGUUGCACAUACUGUCCCAUUACAGUACAACUCCAGGGGGUUCGGUAGGAGGUUUAGGAUUAGAGCUAACAAACGGAUCUGUUCUAAUUGAAUAUUCUAAAUAUGAAACUCAUGCUACAACUGCUCUCACAAAACCUAACAGCUUAUUACCGAAGAGAUUGAGUCUUACUUUUUAUCAGCAAAGAGAUUUAAACGAAAUAAAUCACGGCUAUUCAGCGGAGAGGGCCCAACGUAUGAGGCAACAGCGACAGAGGAAACAAAGAGAAAAUCAACAAGGGGACUUGGAUAGAGGUUUCUUGAUGGAUGAAAAGAGCACUUUUAUCGAUGCAAUAUUAAAACAAGAACAAGACCCCAAUUAA
Molecule: messenger RNA, 1186 nt
Organism: Dimorphilus gyrociliatus
Lineage: Eukaryota; Metazoa; Annelida; Polychaeta; Dinophilidae
Source: the annotation of a GenBank genome assembly